This is a messenger RNA of Coregonus clupeaformis (lake whitefish), 1524 nucleotides long. RefSeq lists its product as uncharacterized. Bases 121 to 1524 code for a protein of 467 amino acids. The record is from RefSeq and is a predicted model, not a curated record. Gene Ontology annotation, molecular function: GTP binding; GTPase activity. NCBI's taxonomy places the organism in Eukaryota, Metazoa, Chordata, Actinopteri, Salmoniformes, Salmonidae. The transcript has 7 exons. Gene Ontology annotation, biological process: small GTPase-mediated signal transduction.
AAAACUCCCUAUGGUGUAGUGGACCGAGGGGUGCUGUGCUGUAACCAGACCUUGCACCGUGGGGUGGAGGAUGGGCACCGGUGCUCCCCAGGUGGCCACUUGUAUCUGCCAUCCCGUGAAAUGGUGUGUGGGUCACGUGUUCAUCUCGAUGAUCCAGACAAACACUGCUGUGGAGAGGAGACAUACGACCCUCAGAAUGAAAUCUGCUGCAACGGACUCAAACACAGCAGGAGGGGGAACAUGUCCUGCUGUGGAGGGAAGGCUUAUGAUCCCAGCGGUGGCAAGGUGAAGUGCUGUGCAGGGACUCUGUACAACCUGCAGGUCUCAGAGGAGAGCCAUUGCUGUGGGAGUGUCCUGAUGGAGGCCGGCUCCACCCAGACCUGCUGCUCUGCCCCAGGGCUAGACCUGCUCUACCCUACCCAGCCAGGGUUCACCUGCUGUGGGCACCGCUACCCCAACUCCUCCCUGUGGUCUUGCUGCGCGGGGGUCCUGCACCCAAGGCCUGAACCACACACCACCAGCAAGAACAUGAUUCCAGGACCUAGGCUUCUACCACUGGAGGAUUUGAAGACGGAAGAUCUGUGUCACACCAGAGUUCUGCUAGGGACAGUGGAAAGUGUGUCUGUGAAGAUGAACGAGCGGUCCAUCGUGAUGGUGAACACCAUGUCCAUGCAGGCCUCGCGUGGCCAUGUCAGCGCCCUGCCUUCCCCUCUCUACCUCACAAUACCCGACCACUGCAGCUCCCCUGAACUGUUGCCUAAACAACUUCUCCCAUACGCUUUUUUCCCCUUCUACACUUGUGUUUGUCAAUGUUUUUCAAGAUACACAGUUCACCAUUUGUUUGGGUUCACAUAUAAUGAGACUGUCCCUGUGUUGUUACUGCUGAAUGCCAACCUCUCACUAACCCCCCAUGUCCCUUCUCUCUCUCUCUCUCCUCAGGAUGAAUUCGAUAAGCUCUGUCACUUCUGCUAUUCGCGCACCGAUUCCCUCCUCCUCAGUGUGGUCAGCCCUGCCUUCGUCCAGAACGUCUGGGAGAAGUGGGUCCCCGAGAUCCGCCGCCGCUGCCCACUCGCGCCCAUGCUGCUGGUGGGAACCCAGUGUGACCUGCGCAAGCACGUCAAGGUGCUGAUCGAGCUGGCCUGCCGGAGGGAGUGGCCCGUGGCCAAGGUGGACGCCCACUCCCUGGCGGACAAAGUGGGCGCCGUGGCGUACCUGGAGUGCUCGGCGCACAGCCAGAAGAACCUGAAGGAGGUGUUUGACGCGGCCAUCGCCGUGGGGAUGAAGCAUGCCAAUAGGAGGGCGCGGCGGGGACUCUUCAGAUCCUCCGAUGUCCUGGAAUGCGACAAGUCAAUGAUGUGUUUUGGGAUGACGGCCCCAUCCACAACAGAGGGCAAAGUCCUCCUGGUAAUCUACGGCCUGCUGGGCUGCUCUGCCACCAUUCUCUUCUUCAACCUUUUCCAGGAUAGGGUCAUCACCAUUUUUGGGUUUCCUCAUGCGAUGGUGUCUGGCUUCAGAACACUCUGA